GGUCUAUGUCUUUGCUCGUUUUUGUCUUAUUGGGCCUUAUCUUUCUCUCUUAGUUAGGGUUUGAUGAUCAUAUCUUUGUACGACACACACAAUCAUACGCUUGAAAAUAACAGAAAAUAAAAAAGCGAAAACGAAUGUGAAAGGAAAGAGGGGAGCUUCGCAGUAGAAGCGAACGAGAUAGAAGAGAAGGCUCGACCCACAUAACUUGAUUGAUUCGUCGUCUCGCUCUAAGUCCACUCGAUUUCUUAUCUCUCUGGUCGCGCGCUUCCAUUUAUCGUUGUUGGAUUGUUUCGAUAGAUAGAUAUCAUUCGAUAAGCAUACACACAUGUCGGGGAUGUUACCUGGGGAGUCUUCGCAUCAGAUUCAAGGAGGGUCCGAGGGCAGUGGGUAUUCGAGGAACAGUCUUGACAGGCAGCCAGAGGAAGUAGGUCGAUGGUAUUUUUCGAGGAAGGAGAUUGAAGAGAGCUCCCCUUCUAGAAGAGAGGGUAUAGACCUAAAGAAAGAGACUUACUUCCGCAAGUCCUACUGCACCUUCUUGCAGGAUUUGGGCAUGAGGUUAAAAGUGCCCCAGGUAACAAUUGCAACGGCAAUAAUCUUUUGUCAUCGGUUCUUCAUUCGUCAAUCGCAUGCAAAGAAUGAUAGAAGAACCAUUGCGACUAUAUGUAUGUUCCUUGCUGGCAAGGUAGAAGAGACUCCUCGUCCAUUAAAAGAUGUUAUUGUUGUCUCAUAUGAGAUUAUAAACAAAAAGGAUCCAGCGGCGGCCCAGAGGAUCAAACAAAAGGAAGUAUAUGAGCAGCAAAAAGAACUUAUUUUACUUGGGGAGAGGGUUGUACUUGCAACUCUUGGUUUUGACCUCAAUGUCCAUCACCCUUAUAAGCCCCUGGUUGAAGCAAUAAAGAAAUUUAAGGUUGCACAGAAUGCCCUUGCUCAAGUAGCAUGGAACUUUGUUAAUGAUGGACUGAGGACAUCGCUCUGCCUGCAAUUUAAGCCCCAUCACAUAGCGGCGGGUGCCAUUUUCCUUGCUGCCAAGUUCCUCAAAGUGAAGCUUCCAUCGGAUGGUGAGAAGGUCUGGUGGCAAGAAUUUGAUGUCACCCCACGCGAAUUGGAGGAGGUUAGUAAUCAGAUGCUGGAGCUUUAUGAGCAAAACAAAGUUCCCCCUUCUCAGGGUAGUGAAGCAGAAGGGAGUGGCGGUGGUGGGCAAGGUCGUAGGGCCACAGGAAAAGCUCCUGUUGGGAAUGAGGAACAGGCCUCAAAGCAACUAUCAUCACAACCGGAAACUUCAGACAACCAUGGGGUGCAACCAAGAACCUCACAAAAUCAAAGUAAUGAUAAUGGGAGCACUGAAAUGGGCAGUGUUAUUAUUGAUCACAAAUUGGAUUCAGAGACUAAAGAUGAUCAGCACCCUGAGCAUUUGUCUCACAAGGAGAACAUGAGAGAAUAUCCAAACAGGUCCAAACCUGGGGCAGAGCGAAUGGGGGGCGAAGAUCAAGAAAGAACUGGUGCCCGAAAUAAUCUCGUCGAAGCAGGAGAUUGGAGAGAUGAUGGGACAUCACGCAAGUUCAACAGUGUGGUCGGAAGAAACUUGGAUCUCCGGGAAGGCCCACUUGGCCAGUCCCCGAAGGAUGCUAUUAAAAUGAUUGACAAGGAUAAGGUGAAGGCAGCACUUGAGAAAACGAGGAAAUCUCGCGGAGAAACAACUCGGAAAAAAGAUGUUAUGGAUGAGGAUGAUCUCAUUGAAAGGGAGCUAGAAGAUGGGGUUGAAUUGGCAGCUGAGGUCAAGAGGGAGGGAAGGCAGAGCUCGAAUAGAACUGGGAAUUCUGAAGGAACUAAGGACCAUGGAGAAAGCGGAGAUGGAAACCAUGUUGGCAGGAAAGGGCAGUCAUCAAGGGGUCUGGAAACUGAAAAUGCAGAAGAGGGAGAAAUGAUAGAUGAUGCUUUCCCCGUACUGAAAAUCCGAAAGAGGAAAGCGGGGAGCCCAGCUGAUCGGCAGUUGGAGGGAAAGAAACGGCAUGAUUACAUGCCAAACAAUCAUGAUACCAUAGAAGAUGGACACCGAAUGGCCCGGGGUGCUUAUGGUGACAGGGAGAACAGGAAGCAUUCUCAUGAUAACCAUUUUUGAAGCAUCACUGAGAUGUUUUGUGAUUUCCUCGAGUUACUGGCACUUUUGAGACCCUGGAAACUGCUGCUAUUAGUUUUCAUUAUGAAUUUUCCCGUAUGGCGUGUUGUCAAUGCACAACAUGUAAUGGGGAUGCUCUAGUUUUGCAAUGGCAGAGCCACCUAAAGUGAGAAAUGUAUUUGAACUAUUUCUUAAGCUCCUAUAUUUAUAUAAUGUAGCAGGAGGAACAUGAGAUUUCUCGUGAUUGAAUAGAAAGCAAGAUGCCUAAUCUAAAA
Tripterygium wilfordii is the source of this 2391-nucleotide messenger RNA. RefSeq names its product cyclin-T1-4-like. Gene Ontology annotation, cellular component: cyclin/CDK positive transcription elongation factor complex; nucleus. The coding region runs from base 326 to 2119 and encodes 597 amino acids. The transcript is spliced from 7 exons. NCBI's taxonomy places the organism in Eukaryota, Viridiplantae, Streptophyta, Magnoliopsida, Celastrales, Celastraceae. Gene Ontology annotation, molecular function: cyclin-dependent protein serine/threonine kinase activator activity. Gene Ontology annotation, biological process: positive regulation of DNA-templated transcription, elongation; regulation of transcription by RNA polymerase II. The record is from RefSeq and is a predicted model, not a curated record.